UCUAGCAUUCAAACUCAGCCAACAUUCUUUGAUUCUUUCAUUUGAUCCUUUUAGCUGUUACAGAGAGCUCUGUAGCAGGCCAAAAAUGGCGGCAGCAGUGGCGCGAGACGACCUGAUCACGCGGUCCAUGAGCCGCAAGGCGAGCUUUGCCUCGGCCAGCACCAAAAGCUGGGCUUCCGCCAGCUUCCGGGAGGCGUUUGGAGCUCAGGGAGGCGACGUCUUCCAGAAAAGUGGGAGGCGAGACGACGAGGAGGAGCUCAAGUGGGCUGCCAUUGAGAGGCUCCCUACCUAUGAUCGGAUGAGGAAAGGGAUAUUGAAGCAAGUGUUGGACAAUGGCAAUGUGAUCCAUGAAGAAAUCGAUUUCGAUAAUUUAGGAGUGAACAACAAGAAGCAGAUCAUGGACACCAUGUUGAAGGCUUUGGAAGAAGAUAAUGAGAGGCUGCUUCUGCGGCUUAGGGAGAGAAUCGAUAGGGUUGGGAUCAAUGUGCCAAAAUGUGAGGUCAGAUUUGAGCAUUUGUCUGUUGAAGGAGAUGCAUUUGCUGGAGGCAGAGCUCUUCCCACUCUUUACAACUCGACUAUAAACGCGGUCGAGGGAAUUCUUGGUUUCUUGAGGCUUUUCCCAUCUAAAAAGAAGACAGUUAGGAUACUAACUGAUGUUUCUGGGAUAGUGAGGCCAUCAAGGUUGACACUUCUUUUAGGCCCUCCGAGCUCUGGCAAGACGACGUUGCUGAAGGCGCUUGCCGGGAAGCUAGAGCAAGAUCUAAGGGAGAGUGGGAAGGUCACCUACUGUGGCCAUGAGCUGAGGGAAUUCAUUCCUCAGAGAACUUGUGCAUACAUAAGCCAGCAUGAUCUUCACCAUGGGGAGAUGACAGUGAGGGAGACCUUGGACUUCUCGAGCCGUUGCUUUGGCGUUGGGGCGAGGUACGAGCUCCUAGCAGAACUUUCUAGAAGGGAGAAGGAUGCAGGCAUCAAACCAGAUCCUGAGAUAGAUGCCUUCAUGAAAGCCAUUGCUGUUUCUGGGCAGAGGACUAGUUUGGUCACAGAUUCUGUGCUUAAGGUUCUUGGGAUUGAUAUAUGUGCUGAUACAAUGGUUGGUGAUGAGAUGAGGAGAGGCAUCUCCGGUGGCCAGAAGAAGCGCGUGACGACUGGAGAGAUGUUGGUUGGCCCUGCAAAGGUGUUCUUGAUGGAUGAAAUCUCCACCGGUUUAGACAGCUCCACGACGUUUCAGAUCAUCAAAUACAUGAAGCAAAUGGUUCACAUCAUGGAUAUAACCAUGAUCAUCUCCCUCCUCCAACCUGCCCCUGAAACAUUUGAGCUCUUUGAUGACAUAAUCCUGCUUUCAGAAGGCCAGGUCGUGUACCAAGGCCCACGCGAGCACGUGCUCGGCUUCUUCGAGAGCGUAGGCUUCCGUUGCCCGGAGAGGAAAGGAGUAGCCGAUUUCCUACAAGAAGUCACCUCCAAGAAGGAUCAAGAGCAAUACUGGUCAAGGAAGAAUGUGCCUUACACAUAUGUCUCAGAUUCCGACUUCGCCUCACGCUUUGAGUCCUCCCACGUCGGGCAGAGCGUACUUGGGGAGCUCCGGGUGCCAUACGACAGGAGCAGAGUCCAUCCGGCCGCGUUGGUGAAGGAGAAAUACGGCAUCUCCAACAAGGACCUGUUUAAGGCAUGCCUGUCAAGGGAGUGGCUCCUGAUGAAGAGGAAUUCCUUUGUCUACAUCUUCAAGACGACGCAGAUCACGAUCAUGGCGCUCUUCACCUUCACCGUGUUCUUCAGAACGCAGAUGAAGCACGGCCACAUAGACGAUGGGGGCAAGUUCUACGGCGCCCUGUUCUUCAGCCUCAUCAAUGUCAUGUUCAAUGGGAUGGCUGAGCUUGCGAUGACCAUUUUUAGGCUCCCCGUGUUUUUUAAGCAACGAGACGCGUUGUUUUACCCGGCUUGGGCUUUCGCCCUCCCCAUCUGGCUCCUGAGGCUCCCCAUCUCGGUGUUGGAGUCCGGGAUUUGGAUCGUCCUCACGUACUACACCGUGGGAUAUGCACCUUCUGCUAGUAGAUUCUUCAUGCAGUUCUUGGCGUUUGUGGGAAUUCAUCAGAUGGCAUUAGGCCUCUUUCGUUUCAUAGCUGCGCUUGGGAGAACUCAGGUUGUUGCAAACACUCUUGGAACCUUCACAUUGCUGCUGGUGUUUGUGCUUGGUGGAUUCAUCAUUGCCAAAGAUGAUCUUCAACCAUGGAUGAGAUGGGCUUACUAUCUCUCUCCCAUGUCGUAUGGCCAAAACGCGAUCGUCAUAGUAGAAUUUCUCGAUCCUAGAUGGUCUGCGAAAAACGACGAUGAAAGAUUUGCUGGAAGAACUGUUGGGGAAGAGCUCUUGGCUGGAAGGGGAAUGUUUACAGAGCAACAUUGGUAUUGGAUUUGUGUUCUUGCACUCUUUGGAUUCUCCCUCUUCUUCAACCUCUGCUUUGUUGCUGCACUCACAUUCCUAAAACCAUUGGGAGAUUCAAAAUCUGGUGGUUCAAUCUUGGAGGAUGAAACCAAGAACAACAAAACUAAUGACCAAACAAAUGAAGGGAGAAAUGCUCAAGAACAAGACAGCAAACGCGGAAUGGUGCUUCCCUUCAAGCCCCUGUCGCUUUCCUUUGAUCGCGUGAAUUACUACGUAGAUAUGCCUGCAGAAAUGAAAGGCGAAGGGGUUGAGGAGACGCGGCUGCAGCUGCUGAGGGACGUGAGUGGUGCUUUCAGGCCGGGAGUUUUGACGGCGCUGAUGGGAGUGAGUGGUGCCGGGAAGACCACGCUGAUGGAUGUGCUGGCUGGGAGGAAAACCGGUGGAUACAUUGAAGGGGACAUCCGAGUUUCCGGCUACCCGAAGAAUCAAGAGACGUUUGCUCGUGUGAGCGGAUACUGUGAGCAGAACGACAUCCAUUCACCACACGUCACAGUCUAUGAGUCCCUCCUCUACUCGGCCUGGCUUCGUCUCCCGGCAGAUGUCAACAAGGCAAAGCGACAGAUGUUUGUGGAGGAAGUGAUGGACUUGGUGGAGCUGAACUCGCUGAGAAACUCCCUAGUCGGGCUCCCGGGAGUCGACGGCUUAUCAACGGAGCAGAGGAAGAGGCUCACCAUUGCAGUUGAGCUAGUUGCAAAUCCAUCAAUCAUUUUCAUGGACGAGCCAACUUCGGGCUUGGAUGCCCGAGCUGCAGCCAUUGUCAUGCGCGCUGUGAGGAACACGGUCGACACGGGCAGAACCGUCGUCUGCACAAUCCAUCAGCCAAGCAUAGACAUCUUCGAAUCAUUUGAUGAGCUAUUUCUAAUGAAGAGAGGUGGGCAAGUCAUAUAUGCAGGAGCUCUAGGCAGCAACUCCCAACUUCUAGUAGAAUACUUUGAGUCUAUUUCGGGAGUGCCUCAAAACAAAGAGGGCUACAAUCCAGCUACAUGGAUGCUAGAAGUGAGCUCUGCAGCAGUUGAAUCUCAACUAGACAUGGACUUUGCAGAAAUCUUCUCCAACUCUGAUCUCAACAGGAAGAAUCUAGAACUUAUCAAGAAGCUGAGCAAUCCAGAAGCAGAAUCACAAGACCUAUUCUUCCCCACCAAAUACUCACAGCCUCUCCCAGUCCAAUUCGUCGCGUGUUUCUGGAAGCAGUACUGGUCUUACUGGAGGAAUCCGCAGUACAACGUGAUCAGAUUCUUCAUGACGACGGUCAUCGGCCUCAUCUUCGGAGUCAUCUUCUGGAACAAAGGAAGCACAAUGCAUAAACAGCAGGAUCUGCUGAAUCUUCUUGGAGCAAUGUAUGCAGCUGUGCUGUUCCUAGGUGGAACAAACACAUCUGCAGUUCAAUCUGUUGUUGCAAUAGAGAGAACUGUGUUUUACCGUGAGAGAGCUGCAGGGAUGUUCUCAGCAUUGCCUUAUGCAUUUGCACAGGUAUCUGUGGAGACGAUCUACAUCGCGGUGCAGACAUUCUUGUACAGCCUUCUUCUCUACUCGAUGAUUGGAUUCGAGUGGGGAGCAACCAAGUUCUUGUGGUUCUACUACUAUGUCUUCAUGUGCUUCGUCUACUUCACCUUCUACGGCAUGAUGCUUGUGGCUCUCACACCUAGCUACCAAAUUGCUGCAAUUCUCAUGUCUUUCUUCCUCAGCUUCUGGAAUCUCUUCUCCGGCUUCCUCAUCCCAAGAAUGUUGAUCCCGGUGUGGUGGAGGUGGUACUACUGGGGCUCCCCGGUGGCGUGGACGAUCUACGGGCUCGUGACGUCGCAGGUGGGAGACAGCAUGGAGCUUGUUCAUGUUCCCGACCAUGGCGACAUGCCUAUUAAGGACUACCUUAAAGCUUUCCUAGGUUAUGACUCCGAUUUUCUUGGAUAUGUUGCCUUGGCUCAUGUUGGAUGGGCUCUGCUGUUCUUCGCAGUCUUCGUGUAUGGCAUCAAGGUCUUGAAUUUCCAAAGGAGAUAACUAAGUUUGGAAGAGAAGGAUGAAUUGGAUUUAGUUGUGUAUAUGAUUCUAUUGUUUGUUUGCAUUUCAUGGAGGAAUUAAUAAUUGUAAGAUGAAAUGUCACUUUGAUUGCCUUCAAUGGAAAUAAAAGUGUUUCAAAAUUCCACAUUUAUUACUCCCUACGUCUCACGAAUCUUGACACGUUUGGUUUCAGCACUGGAAUUAAGGAGUUAUAGAUUAAUGUUUUAAG
This is a messenger RNA of Salvia miltiorrhiza (redroot sage), 4661 nucleotides long. Its product is annotated as pleiotropic drug resistance protein 2-like. The coding region runs from base 86 to 4432 and encodes 1448 amino acids. The record is from RefSeq and is a predicted model, not a curated record. NCBI's taxonomy places the organism in Eukaryota, Viridiplantae, Streptophyta, Magnoliopsida, Lamiales, Lamiaceae. The transcript is spliced from 20 exons. Gene Ontology annotation, molecular function: ATP hydrolysis activity; ATP binding; ABC-type transporter activity. Gene Ontology annotation, cellular component: membrane.